AAAGUUUGUUUUCGUUCACUAACGUCAUGUCCUGAGGGAAUGUGAUGGUUUGUGGACAGGUAAAUCAGCCGGCUACCCUAAACAUAUAUUCGAUAAUGAAGUGAAGCAUGGUUCAAUCUACGAGGUGACAGAUGACAAAUUCAGAAGCUAACGCGUGCAGUGUUUUUGAAUUGUUUUGUCAGUAUGUAUCUCCGACUCAGACUCCUAGUCCUCGACUGAUUGGGGACAUCCAUGUUGUGAAAACAAAAUCAAUGACCAAAUUCACAAUGGGACCGGACACAUGAUCUCACGGCGUUUCCACGUAUGUAAUAACUACACAUUCGCUAAAACAAAAUGUCGAUUUCUGAUGAGUUGGUUAUGUUGAAUAAGCUGGUCGAUAAUGGUAAUGAAGAAGACAUUUUAGAUCAUAUUCGGACAAAUAACAUCACACCAGAACUCGCUGUCGAUCUGUCAUCAGUGAUGGCUACAAUUUCAUGGGCAGCCGUUCUGGGACGUGUGAACAUACUAAAUACGCUUCUCUCCCUUGGAUUUACUCCACACCCAGACCGACACCCAAUUCAUUAUGGAUCAGAACAAGGUCAACUGGCUGUGGUGACAUCUUUGGUGGAAGAUCACAACACAGACGUGAUGUGUGUAGACAAAGUCAAUGACUCUCCAAUGUUCCUAGCCUCACGUAAAGGCCAAUUGGAAAUUGUCAAAUAUCUUGUUGAAAGAGGAGCAGACGUCAACUUUGGAGGUCGAAUACCACCGCUUGUCAUUGCUGUUGUUCGCCAUCAACUCCAUAUCUGUGACUACUUAAUCAAGCAUGGAGCUGAUGUGAACAUUGAAGACAGAUAUGGACGCUCACCUCUCCGUGCUGCUGCUCGAAAAGGUUAUGUAGACAUUGCCCACACCCUUGUGGAAGCAGGAGCAUCGAUAAAUGUAAAAUGUACAGAUCAACAGUCUCCAUUUAUGGCAGGAAGUCAGUUCGGUCAUUUGUCAGUGAUGAAAUUUCUCGAGUCCCAUGGUGCAAAUGUCAAUGCGAUUGAUAAGAAAAGAGACACAGCGUUACAUCUGGCUGUUCGGGAAGGUCAUUAUGAAAUCGUGAGAUAUCUCCUUGUUGAUCUGUGCGUUGUAUGUACAAUUAACUCGGAUUGUGAAUCCCCUUUCUCCAUUGCGCUAGACAAUACAGAUUAUGACAUUUUGCUUCUGUUUCACAAAGCUGGGAGAUGGCCAUCAAAUAUGCUGUGUGAUUUCCCACCUGAUACAACAGAGAUGUUGAUGCCUAUUAUAGACGCUGUGACAAAACCAUAUUUGCUUCAAGAAUUGGCCUGUUUCAGACUUCGAAGUAUGCUAGGACCAAAGUUGACAUCUACAGUUAAUCAUCUGCCAGUACCAGGGGCAAUCAAGAACUUCAUCCGGCUCAGUCACAUUCCAUCUUGUAGACCAUGAAAGGAUUUGGAAAUCACAAACUAUUGCUGUGCACUUUACGUUUGACAUGUCAUUAUGUAACUGAAAUAUGUUCACCAGUAGCAUUAAAUCAUCUCAACAAUGAGAAUAUUGUACUUGGAUAUGCUUUAUCGGGUGAAUGAGGGAUGAUAUCUUUAAGACUUGUCCAUUUCCAGUUUAAAUCCAUUGUCUUCAAAAUUGAUACUGGUCUGAGACUUCUUACUAGUGCUGAGGACAAGGAAAAGUCCAAUGAUUGUAGUCCUUGAUGACAGCAUUUGAGGUCUGUGGUCUGAACCAGGUCUCAGUGCUUCAGUUUUGCUGGAAAAUGGAACUGAAUAAACCUGACAGAAAGGGUAAACAUAGUCAUGAUAGUGAACGUUUCUGUCUUGUUCAAACAGGACCAGCUACAAAGGAGGACUAACUGAAUACAGUUCACAAUAAGCCUCUGGCAUUUCUAAGACUAGUCUAGAAGUAACAAUUAGUGUAUUAUUACAGAAUUAUACUGAGACUGACCAUUGGGAUAUUGUCUUCAUCUAUUGAGGAAGUUGUCCAAUGCUAGACACAGGAUUUGCAUCAUAAUUAAGAAAUAAAGUUUGCUGUAUCCCUAUUUGUAGGGUAAUAAAAUAUAGUUUAGCCCUGAAUUGUUAUUGUUAAAGCACAAUGAUGCGUGCUCCUGAGUUCUUCAGUGUUUUAGUUCAGGGCAAAACCUAACUUUUCUAUAAUGACAGAGUAGAUUUCCAUUAUGUAUUUUUAUAUUUGAGAAUUUUGUAGAUAACAGUAUCUGUCUAAUAAAAGAAGAAACUGCUGUCCUUU
This is a messenger RNA of Haliotis rubra (blacklip abalone), 2241 nucleotides long. Its product is annotated as ankyrin repeat and KH domain-containing protein 1-like. Bases 334 to 1431 code for a protein of 365 amino acids. Gene Ontology annotation, molecular function: protein binding. The record is from RefSeq and is a predicted model, not a curated record. Lineage: Eukaryota; Metazoa; Mollusca; Gastropoda; Lepetellida; Haliotidae. The transcript has a single exon.